Callorhinus ursinus (northern fur seal) is the source of this 1622-nucleotide messenger RNA. RefSeq names its product DIM1 rRNA methyltransferase and ribosome maturation factor (gene DIMT1). NCBI's taxonomy places the organism in Eukaryota, Metazoa, Chordata, Mammalia, Carnivora, Otariidae. Gene Ontology annotation, molecular function: rRNA (adenine-N6,N6-)-dimethyltransferase activity. The record is from RefSeq and is a predicted model, not a curated record. Gene Ontology annotation, biological process: rRNA methylation. Gene Ontology annotation, cellular component: nucleolus.
GGGGCUCCAAGGUCGGUCCCCUCUCUGGGGGCGGAGCCCACGGCGAACGGGGGCUGGGCCCUAGCCUCUCCCCCGCGUGGCGAGGAGUGGUGCUGGCAGUUCCGGGGUGGAAGUUCCCACGUGUGGUGCUGGGUAGCCGUCUUUGGUCCCCUCUACUCUCCAAAGCCCGUGCGUCUGAGCCCGCGGUGAUGCCGAAGAUCAAGUCGGGGACGAGCGGUCGCCGUCGCGAGCGGCUCAAAGAGAGCCGGGAGCUGAAGAGCGCGGGAGGACUCAUGUUCAACACGGGGAUUGGGCAGCACAUUUUGAAAAAUCCUCUCAUUGUUAACAGCAUUAUCGAUAAGGCUGCCUUAAGACCAACUGAUGUGGUGCUGGAAGUUGGACCCGGAACUGGCAAUAUGACUGUAAAGUUGCUAGAAAAGGCUAAAAAGGUAAUUGCCUGUGAACUUGACCCAAGGCUAGUAGCAGAACUUCACAAAAGAGUUCAGGGCACGCCUCUGGCCAGCAAACUUCAAGUACUGGUGGGUGACGUGUUGAAAACAGAUCUACCAUUCUUUGAUGCUUGUGUGGCAAAUUUGCCAUAUCAGAUCUCUUCCCCUUUUGUCUUCAAGCUGUUGCUGCACCGACCUUUUUUCAGAUGUGCUGUACUUAUGUUUCAAAGAGAAUUUGCUCUCCGACUAGUUGCAAAGCCUGGAGAUAAAUUAUACUGCAGACUCUCAAUCAAUACACAGCUCUUAGCACGUGUGGACCAUCUGAUGAAAGUUGGAAAGAAUAACUUCAGGCCACCACCCAAGGUAGAAUCCAGUGUUGUAAGAAUAGAACCUAAGAAUCCACCACCACCUAUCAAUUUUCAGGAAUGGGAUGGCCUAGUAAGGAUCACCUUCGUUAGGAAAAACAAGACACUCUCUGCUGCAUUUAAGUCAAGCGCAGUACAACAGCUAUUGGAAAAAAACUACAGAAUUCACUGUUCGAUCCAUAAUAUUAUAAUACCAGAAUAUUUCAGCAUAGCAGAUAAAAUACAGCAAAUCCUAACCAGCACAGGUUUUAGUGACAAGCGGGCCCGUUCCAUGGACAUAGAUGACUUCAUCAGAUUGCUACAUGGAUUCAAUGCAGAAGGUAUACAUUUUUCUUAGGUAUCUGGAAAACAGAAUUUUCCAAACUCAAGAACAAGAAACUGGAAUUAUAUAUUUUUAAUAAUUUGAGAAGAUGAACUAUGCCUUUGCUUCACUGGAACACUAUGUGCUUGACUAUUUCUGACUUAAUACUACUACUGUCACCAUUUAUUACUCUGAAUUUUUAUGGUAGUAAGUCAGUCAAUUCUAAGUACCCAAGUGUUUUUUGGUUGUGGUGUGUUUUUAAUAUCUAACAUAGGGCAGGGUCCAAUCUAUGCAUGAUAAUCUUGAAGAGCCGCAGGCACGCACAACUUUACACUUAAACUUAUCAUUUCUAACAGGUUAUUGUAUAAAGAUGUUACUGUUCUAUUUUCUGUUAUAUAUUAUAUGAGGACCUCUGUGGGCCUUUGUCCCUCAAAUAGUAAAAAAGUUAAAAUAUGCUUAACUCAGUCACAUAUUUCCCAUACGAUUUCUUUUUAUUCAUGUGCACAAUAAAACAACUGCUUAUUUUGC